Messenger RNA from Brettanomyces nanus, 705 nucleotides. It is a transcript of the gene RPE1, whose product is annotated as RIBULOSE-phosphate 3-epimerase. Lineage: Eukaryota; Fungi; Ascomycota; Pichiomycetes; Pichiales; Pichiaceae. Bases 1 to 705 code for a protein of 234 amino acids. The transcript has a single exon. The record is from RefSeq and is a predicted model, not a curated record. Gene Ontology annotation, biological process: carbohydrate metabolic process; pentose-phosphate shunt, non-oxidative branch; pentose-phosphate shunt. Gene Ontology annotation, cellular component: cytosol. Gene Ontology annotation, molecular function: D-ribulose-phosphate 3-epimerase activity; metal ion binding.
AUGGUCAAAGCUAUUAUCGCCCCCUCUAUUCUUGCCGGUGACUUCAGUAAGCUUGGAGCAGAGGCCAAACGUGUCUUUGAUGCUGAAGCGGAUUGGAUACACUUGGAUGUUAUGGAUGGACACUUUGUUCCUAACAUCACUAUGGGACCUCCUAUUAUUGCAAGUCUCCGUAAAUCUGUUCCUCGGGAUUCCAACGCUCCAGGAAAAUUCUUCUUUGACUGUCACAUGAUGGUUUCUAGGCCUGAGCAAUGGGUAGAACCUAUUGCCAAAGCGGGAGGUGACCAAUAUACUUUCCAUUAUGAGGCUACGGACGACCCAUUGAAGCUGAUCAAGUUGAUUAGAGACAACGGAAUGAGGGCUGCUUGUGCCAUUAAACCGGGAACCCCGGUGGAGGUUCUUUAUCCACUUGCUCAAUAUUUGGAUAUGGCUUUGGUCAUGACCGUAGAGCCGGGGUUUGGAGGCCAGAAGUUCAUGGCUGAUAUGAUGCCUAAGGUAGAUGCUUUAAGAAGGAAGUAUCCUCAGCUGGACAUUCAGGUGGAUGGGGGUCUAGGCCCAAGCACCAUCCUGGCAGCAGCUAAUGCAGGUGCCAAUGUCAUCGUUGCAGGAACCUCAGUGUUCAAAGCCGCAAAUGCCGAGGAAAUGAUCCAGCUGUUGAGGUCGCACGUGACCUCGUUUCUUCGAGACAACAACUUAUUAACCAACUAA